Messenger RNA from Prunus dulcis (almond), 1297 nucleotides. RefSeq names its product RNA-binding protein 2-like. Gene Ontology annotation, molecular function: mRNA binding. Bases 167 to 952 code for a protein of 261 amino acids. NCBI's taxonomy places the organism in Eukaryota, Viridiplantae, Streptophyta, Magnoliopsida, Rosales, Rosaceae. The record is from RefSeq and is a predicted model, not a curated record. The transcript has 7 exons.
CUGAGUCGGCGAGUUUCGACGUCAAAAAACACUCGAACAAGCAGGGGGUUUCUGCCCGAAAAGAAACUGGAAAUAAAUACAGAAAAAUUUAAAUCCAGCAAAGCUGUUACGGGAAAAAGCUUACGCUCUGCGGUUUUCGUAAUCACCAACAACAAGGUAAAUUAAAAUGAGGGGCGGCCCCUGGAACCGGCAGCGGCAAUUGGGUCCCUCCGGUGGCGUGCAUAAACGACCUCGUUCUGACUAUGACCUUGCAGCUCCUGGCCUGUAUUCAGGUCAUGAGAUGCAUAGUUAUUUGGCACGAGAUGAUGAUUUUGGUGAUCCUAGGGCCUUAAAGAAUACAAAAUCAAUUGGAUCAGAAUAUGACAACUAUCUUCAGAAUGUGCAAAUGUCUUCACAUACUUCUGGAGAAACUAGUACUUUUGGUGGAACUGGAUUGGGAAGGGCUGUUGGUGGUGGAAUGGUUGGCCUUCCAAUGGCUGAUCAGUCUGUGAUGGGUCAUCCUGGACCUAUUGCUUCUGAUCUAAUAACAAAUGGUCGAAAUAUGAGUUUUGCUAAUCAGCUUCCAGUCGAUGCAAUGGCUAGGCCUGGACGUGAAACAGCUCAUUUACCUCCAGACGCUUCCAACACUUUAUAUGUUGAAGGACUUCCUCCUGACAGCACAAAGAGAGAAGUAGCUCAUAUAUUUCGUCCUUUUGUGGGCUAUAAAGAAGUGAGGCUUGUGAGCAAAGAGUCCAAACAUGUAUGUGGGUGGUGGAUAACUAAACACCGUGGUGGGGAUCCUCUUAUCCUUUGUUUUGUGGACUUUGAAAGUCCAGCCUAUGCAGCAACUGCUCUGAGUGCCUUGCAAGGUUAUGAAAUGGAUGAACACAGUCCUGAUUCUAAUUACUUGCGGCUGCAGUUUUCCCGGUUCCCGGGUCCAAGAUCUGGACCUGGAUCCCGUAGUAAGAGGUGAAUAGGCAUUAGGUAAUGAGAGACAUCUAUGUUGAAGUAAUGCCGAUUGCAUUAGCUUUUAUACAUUGCCUAUAUGUAUGCUUCUUUCUGGAGUGGUAACACAUUGUACCCCAAAUAUACAAUGUCAAAUUGCUCAGGCUUGGGCACUAAUUGUAAGUACUUGAAAUGCAUAGUAUCUAAGUAGUGAAGUCAAGAAAAGUUUCAUAGUUAUGUAAUUAAACAAGGAUAUCUGAUUUUGCAUUUCCAUUUCUACCCAAUUUCUUAAAGAAGUGUUGUAUUCUUAUUGUAGAUAAGGGAUUCUGAAUGUCUUCUUCCUUUUGACACAUUAUGGCAACUGAAUUCUAAA